This is a messenger RNA of Ooceraea biroi (clonal raider ant), 1833 nucleotides long. RefSeq lists its product as uncharacterized. NCBI's taxonomy places the organism in Eukaryota, Metazoa, Arthropoda, Insecta, Hymenoptera, Formicidae. The record is from RefSeq and is a predicted model, not a curated record.
ACCAGUUAAGAAGACCGGAAUGCUAAUGAAGAAACCUCCGACAGCGCACACGCGGCUGAUGGACGAUUUUUGCAGGUACUUGUUACUCCUGAAACAGACAGAGAAAGAGAGAAAGAUUACAGGGAGAGAUCAAAGAAGGAAAGAAAGAGAAAGAAAAAGACAGAGACGGGCGGAUCGCAGAGCAGAGGUGAGCUUUCACGGGACGGUGAUAAUUGUAGCCGGGUCAUAAAGGCGACACCAUUCUCCACCGCGAGCUGGACGGACGGACUCGCGCAGGCGGAUCUCUUCGCAGCCCCGAAGCGCGAUCGCAAAAGUGCAGCGCGGCGCGAUCGGCACGAGUUGUAACGGUUGUUGUAACACUACAACCUCGCGGCGAUUUUCGACGACGGUUUUUCGUCGGAUACGAGCCCAUAUUCCGCCGCGCGUACGAGCGCGCUCCUCCCGCUCGUCGUCGAGAGGCGAGCCGGACGCGUCAAGUGGAUUUAUGGUCCCGACGGAAACGCGGGCCAAGUAGGCGUUUUUUGUGGCGCAACUAAUCUCUCAUACACGUUAGCAGUUAGGCAGCGGCCGCAGUUAUAGGAGUGCUCGCUGCGCCUCGUAAUCGUCUUAGGCUCUCCAUAAAUAAAACGUCGCCGAGGUACAAUGCGCCCUCGGGCGCGCACAGUGAUAGAGACGGUUGCUCGUAAAGGGCCGCCCCGCCCCGCCCUCUCCCCCUGGAUCGGAUCGGAUCCAGCGGAUCGUGGUCCGUUUGAUGAGAACGAACGACGGAGCACCAUCGCUCGCACGACUCUGGAGCGGCAUGAUCCGAUGGAAUUUUCGGUCGAGACCUCCGACGCAAGUCGAACGUUGGAAUUUCAAGAGUACUUCAGAGUACUUCGCAGAGGACUUCCAGAGACCAACUUCGCGUUCUCCGGCGACGUUUCUGCCAAGCGAAGGAGACUUAAACGCUCUUGGACGUUCACUUUCCUGAUGAGCAGCACGGGAGCAAUUUCCAACGAACAAUUGCUAGCACCGUUCGUCAGACUCAUCCUGUUGUGCAUUUCUCGACAUAUCGACCGCUACGAUAAUUAUUCCCAGAUUUACAGUUUUAACUGGAUUCAAUGAGAAAAGAUCCCACGGGUAAUGGUGGAAGUGAAAAAUUCCCAGUUGAUUUCCACACGUCACGGAUUAUUGACGCGGCUUCUUCAGCAUCCCCGUUUGCCGCAAGCCGGAAGGCUUGGGUGAUCAGCAGGAGUUCUAGGAAAUGGGACGCAUGCAUUACGCGCGCGCGUAAAUAGCCGGAAACAUUGACCCGACAUUCACUGGCGGACCGAAAUAUCCGCCCAGAGCCGGUUGAUAUUUAUAAGCGGACGAGGUUUAUUAAUUAAGCGGGACCGCCGAGGAGUCAGCGACCGGCGCGGCUUUUAAUGAGCAUACGGAAAAUUGUCCGCGUAUAUAGCCGCGCCGCGUUCAUUGCCAGGGCUAAACGAGUUGGAGAACAACAACACAUGAGCGAGCAUCUCGCUCCGCGAGGAACGAAUCCUUCCCGGCCGCCACUGGACCUGAUGGACGAAUUAGUAGUGUACAAUAAUGAAAUUAUUGCAUCAAUAUUUGUGUAGUACGAUCUAUCUACACCGAAACUUAUGGAAAACUUAUGGAUUGUAUAAAAAAAACACCUCUCAGAUCGAAGCUCUCGCGUCGCUCUCCGAGGAAUGUACGAGCGUCGAAGGAGCUACGCGCGCCAGUCUAGUUUCUCGCAGCACCGAGUCGUUCCCCGUGGGACGAUCGUCGUUUCAACAUGUACAUAUAUACCUAUAUACCUGUCCCUGUGCACAGAAAUACAUACACGUACGC